This is a messenger RNA of Trichoderma virens Gv29-8, 1443 nucleotides long. RefSeq lists its product as uncharacterized. Lineage: Eukaryota; Fungi; Ascomycota; Sordariomycetes; Hypocreales; Hypocreaceae. The record is from RefSeq and is a predicted model, not a curated record. The coding region runs from base 44 to 1303 and encodes 419 amino acids. Gene Ontology annotation, molecular function: lyase activity. The transcript has a single exon. Gene Ontology annotation, cellular component: periplasmic space.
CGGCUUCAGCUGACUCGUUCUGGGAUCAAUUGAACUCGCCACAAUGCACUUCUCUUCUCUUUCCUUUGCUCUGCUCUCCGCCGCGGGCGUGGCCAACGCCUUACCCGGCCUUGGAGACGUUUGGCCUUGGCCGUCUCUGAUCCCCGACACCGUCGUCAUUGAUGGCUGGCGCCUUGUCGAAGCAAAGCUGCGCCUCACCUUGGGUGAUGGCGCCCUCAGGAGCGAGUUGAAGCAUCUCACUGCGCAGGCAGAUAGCUGGCUCGAUCAAGGCCCCUGGACCGUGACGGCAAAGACGAAGGCUCCUCCCAACGGCACAAUCCACGACUACUCGUCUCAGGCGCCGUAUUGGUGGCCCAACCCCAAUUCGGCAGAUGGAUGUCCGUACAUCCAAAAGGACGGUGUGCGCAAUCCCGAGGUGGACCAAUACCAAGACCGCGUUUCCGUUGGAAAGAUGUUCAACUCGACAUACGUCUUGUCGCUGGCCUGGUACUACACGGGCAACCCCAAAUACUCAAAGCACGCGUCAGACAUUCUCCGGACAUGGUUCCUCGACUCCAAGACAGCCAUGAGCCCCAACCUGAACCACGCCCAGAUCAUCCCCUGCGCCAACACGGGCAGGUCGAUUGGCAUCAUCGACUUCAGCCAGGAGUACACAAACGUCAUCGACGCCGUCGCAAUCCUCAACACCGGCGCCCCCGGCUGGAGCAAGGCCGACGGCAAGGCCUUUGUCAGCUGGAACAAGCAGUUCCUGACGUGGCUCGCCGACUCGCCCUUUGGCGUUGAGGAGGCCGCCGCGCAGAACAACCACGGCACCUUUGCCAACAUGCAGAUCGCCGCGCUGGCGCUCUUCACGGGCAACAUCACGCUGGCCAAGCAGCGCGCCGAGCUCGCAAAGAGCUUCAUCAACAGCCAGAUCACCGCCAACGGGUCGCAGCCGCAGGAGCUCGCGCGCACGCGUAGCUUCCACUACUCCAACUUUGAUCUGACGGCGCACCUCCGCUACGCGCUCAUCGCCCGCAAGGUCGGCGUCGAUCUGUUCAAGUACACGGGUCCUCAAGGCCAGACGCUGUUCAAGGCGGUCGAGUUCUUGAUUCCUGCGGCGGCGGGCGGAGCUGACAAGUGGACGUAUCCGGAGCUGGGCUUUACGCAGUAUGCGGCGACGGAUAAUGUCAGGGCGGCGGCGCAGGAGGGCGAUAAGGCUGCUUUGAAGGUAUUGACGAAAUUGGUUGCGCCGCCUGGAGGAGACAUCUUUGGGUUGAGGCCCGCGCCGGAGCAGUUGGAUAGUAUUGCGACGGUUGGGUGAGGGAUUGAAGGUGAAUUUACUUGUUGUCUUGGUUUGCCCCUUGAUAUGGAGUGCAAGACAAUGGAUUUCUUAUCAUGUAUAGAUGUCAUGUGAAACGACGGGUAGCUGGAAUGAAUAUAAUAUUUUUACUUGCUUUGUCU